Messenger RNA from Oikopleura dioica, 225 nucleotides. NCBI's taxonomy places the organism in Eukaryota, Metazoa, Chordata, Appendicularia, Copelata, Oikopleuridae. The record is from the annotation of a GenBank genome assembly.
AUGAAGCUUCUGACAAAAUGCUUCCAUUUGCCGACAUUUUUGAAGGGAAGAGAAAUUGAGAUGAUGGAACUGUUCGAUAAGAGAAAUGAAAAAUUGCUCUUCAAGUUUUGGGAGUUUUUGAGGAUGGAAUAUGCUCAUGAGACGCUGAGUUUUUACAUGUCGAUUCAGGAGUUCAAAAUCUUUGCCCAAGAGAUCAUCAGGCGAUCCGGCAACGAGCCCUCCUGA